Messenger RNA from Dalotia coriaria, 2378 nucleotides. Its product is annotated as dynein axonemal intermediate chain 4-like. The record is from RefSeq and is a predicted model, not a curated record. The transcript is spliced from 3 exons. The coding region runs from base 9 to 2279 and encodes 756 amino acids. Gene Ontology annotation, cellular component: axonemal dynein complex. Gene Ontology annotation, molecular function: dynein light chain binding; dynein heavy chain binding. NCBI's taxonomy places the organism in Eukaryota, Metazoa, Arthropoda, Insecta, Coleoptera, Staphylinidae. Gene Ontology annotation, biological process: cilium movement.
GACCAAACAUGGUUACUAUAACAAUCUACGCCUACUACAACUCUGUUUACACUGGUUACGCACCAAAAACAAUUUCAUUUCCCUUUACUUCCUUUACUUCAUACAAAAUGUCAUCACGAUCGCCAGAAAAAUUCCCCCCUGCACCACAAAAGAAAGCCCUGCGUAAAUCCGGAACACAAUUCCGUCUCUCACGUCGUGUAAAUCGUGUCCAAGUUUACUUCAACGGCGAAAAUGUCACACCGCGUACAAUACCCACCGCCUGCUUCAAAGCAGCCAAAGAACGCAAAAUCGCAGAGUCCGACGUGCAAUUCUCCGGAACAAUCGCAACACUCAACCGAACCAUGAUCCAAGCCAGUAAAGUCUUCGCCAAUUCAUCCUACACUCAUGUAGGCAGAACAACAUCUGCUUUUAUUACUUUCGGAGGCGUGAGCACCCUGCAAGAGACCGCCUCUGAAGUCAUCACUGGAUACGUGGAUGCAACCAGCACUACAUCACCAAACAUAGACGAUAUGCAAUUCCCUGCGGAAAUAAAAGAAUUUGAAUCACCGCGUGUCCCAAUGCCGGAAUUCGUCUCUCUGGUCAUCCAAGAAACAGAAACUGAGAUUUUAUUGGAUUUACCAUCGUCCACAGUGGAGAAAGACACUCCGGAAGGUGAAUUGGCCGAAGAAGACAACAAAACAUACGAAUAUCUUACUGAAGGACGCGGAAAAAAUCGAAAAAUGGUCAAUGCAAUCAUCCAAACGGUGUCUGUGUUGAAUAAAACCAAGUUUACAGAAGCGCCGCGUGUGAAAAGCAACAAUGAUCAUUCAUUCGUAUCAUUAUGGGAGUUGUAUGAUACAUAUUACAAUGAUUAUGUACCGGCGAAUACAAGUCUCAGCCUGACAUCUAUCGAGAAAGACACCGCAUUAACCAAAGACGAUAUUGAAAUGAUUAAACUGUCAAAGAAUGAAAGAUACAUGGAUUCGGUUUGUAUCAUGCAGAGAAUCCUCGCUAAUAAUGUGUUUAAUGAGCAACAGAAGAGAUUUCGUGGAUUGAGUGAUCCAAGUCCUUUUCGCGAGGGAAUUGAAUACAAUUAUAGGUUAAAUUUUUUAUGGACGUUUGCCAAUGGUGAUACAAAAGAUCGUUGUGUGUCAGCUAUGUGCAUAAACAAAGUGAAUCAUGAUAUAAUCGCAGUUGGAUAUGGUCGUUUCUACUAUGAUGAAGAUGUGACAGGAUUAGUUCUUCUUUGGAAUAUAAAAAAUCCUGUACAGCCUGAACGACAGUAUCACUUCAGUACACCAGUGACAUCUUUGAACUUUAGCAAUCAGUAUCACAAUAUGUUAGCGAUUGGUUUUUACGAUGGUACUGUCAAGGUCAUAGAUGUCAGUCGACGAGAGGUUAGUAUCAUUGGAGUGAAUUGUAAAGCUAGUAGUCAGCUUUACGAACCAAUAUGGCAACUCAAUUGGUAUACAGAUGUUGAUUACUACAGAGGUCAAGAAUUCCUCGUUGCCACAUGUCAAAAUGGCCGCAUUGCUAAGCUCCGCCUCAGUCGACAGAGUAUCCUCAUGAGUAGUCAUCAUAUGAUGCGUAUUACAUCCGCUGAAGGUAAACUCAAAGGAAUCGAAACCCUGCGUAAAUGCACAUCGAAAAAAGUCUCACAUUCAAGAGUAUCCCCCGCAUUGGUCUACACAAGUCAUCCGAUAGAUCCCAGAAUAUACUACAUUUGCACUAGUGAAGGUAACGUGCAUAAAUGCUCAAAAAAUUACUUCCAUCAACAUCUUGAGCUUUUUCUCGCACAUGAUGGUCCUAUGUAUUCAAUGGAGUUUUCUCCUUUUUGUAAUAAAUUAUUCCUGACCUGCGGUGAUGAUUGGGCGAUUCGUUUAUGGGCGGAUGGAAUCGCCGAGCCUUUGUUUGAGAUCAAAAAAAGAUGGCUGGGUGUACAGGGCGUGGCUUGGAGUCCGUCACAUUCGACUAUCAUCGCGAGUAUUUCGGGUAAUGAAAUAUUCAUCUGGGAUCUGCAACGCAAGACGUAUGAUUCGCAGAGUGCAACAAUGUCACCAACCAAAUCACGAAAUACGUUGAUUCAGUUUACGCAUGAUGGGAGGUGUCUAUUGGUUGCGGAUAUUGAUGGGAAUGUGCAUGUGUUUUCAUUGGAGGAUAUGCCGUUUGCGGCGUAUUUUCAAGAGAAUUUGUUGACGCAGUCGAUCAAACGCGCAUUGAUUACACGCCCGGAUUUGUUGAAUAGUAUUGAUAAGUUGGAUGGGUUGAGUUAUCCACCUGGAUCUACAGAAAUUAAAUAAUUUUUCUAUUUAAGUCAGAAUUUUCGAUUUUUAACUAUUUUUAUUUCAGUUUUAAUUUUUAUUUUCACCUGUUUAGAAUAAAAGGUUGCCUAACAUAGA